Messenger RNA from Salvelinus namaycush (lake trout), 3518 nucleotides. RefSeq names its product protein mono-ADP-ribosyltransferase PARP14. The transcript is spliced from 8 exons. Gene Ontology annotation, cellular component: nucleus; cytoplasm. NCBI's taxonomy places the organism in Eukaryota, Metazoa, Chordata, Actinopteri, Salmoniformes, Salmonidae. The coding region runs from base 216 to 3518 and encodes 1100 amino acids. Gene Ontology annotation, molecular function: transcription corepressor activity. Gene Ontology annotation, biological process: negative regulation of gene expression. The record is from RefSeq and is a predicted model, not a curated record.
UCUAUGUUGCCAAGUAGAAUACAAAAAGGUGUGUUCCUUUUGCGAGAAGUGUGCUCGCGCGCUUCAGCCUACAUUGAUUGGCAAGUUCACCGGCAACAAUAAACUGACGGUAGGCCUGAUGAUCGGUAAACGGUUGUCCUGUUUGAAUGAAACUGAUUUGAGAUCAUGUACAGUAGCUAAUAUAAGAAAGCGAAUAGGCUACUUUAAGUUACAAUAUGGCAGUUUACAAAUACCCCGUUUUCUUCGAGGUUCACAGUCUGGAUCCAGCACAGAAAGAGAAGAUAGAAAAGUACUUUCAGGUUCGCCGUAAAUCUGGUGGUGGAGACUGCGGACUGAUACACAAUGUUGGUGACAACGUUUACAAGAUCGCAUUUAUUGACCAAGCAGUCCAGGAGAGGGUACUUCAGAAACCUAAUCAUGUGUUGGAGAUGCCUGGAGGACCUCUCUCCCUCACUCUGAGAGACAGCCUGGAGACUCCACCCACAACAACCUCCCCAGUCAGCAGUCAGAGUCACCAGUCCCUCCCAUUCCAUCCCUCCCUCCCUGUCCAGACAUCGCCACCUGGUGGCCUAGAGCAUGAACUCCAUCUAGACUCCUACCUCCUGAGAUACCUGAAGGAGAGCCCUGGGGUUGGAAGAGACCUGCAGCAGCAGCUGUCCUCUCUGGGCUGCUCUGUCCACCUCUACCCAGAGGACGGGAGGGCAGUGGUCAAAGAUUCAGACCAUCCUGGGUUAUGUGGAGUCGGGGUUGGGGUGGAUCCAUGGAAGGUACAGGUAGAGAGACUGUUCAAACAACUCCAGGAGCGGUACAAAUGCCACUAUGAGGUAGACCCACGUAAGCUCCAGACUCUGCUGCAGAGCAGUACCCUGGGUUCGGAGGAUGUGAAGGUUUACUGCGAGGCAGGGGAAGGGUUUGCGGUGGUGGUUGGGGAGGGGCCCGAGGUCCAGGCCAAGCUGAAGGAGCUGGAGGCCUUCCAGUCUCAGGGUCUGAGCUCCGGGAAGCAGGAGAAGAUCAGCACCACCUGUCGUCUGGGACAGGCCAAGCUCCGGCUUCUAGAGGAAGUUAUAGAGAAGGAUCUAGGUGAGGCUGUUCCAGGGGUGAGGGUGACGCGCAGUGACUCAUCUCAGCUGGUGCUGGAGGGUUCAGCAAGUGAAGUCCGGACAGCCAGACAGUUAGUUACAGAUAAGAUCUCUCUGGUGCUGCAGCGGGUGGUGCCUGAGAUGUCCCCCCACCUCCUGUCCUUCCUGAGGGAUGAGUAUGGGAGGCCUGGAAACCUGAGCAGUCUGCUGGGGUUGGGACUCCAUGUGGAGGUAGAGUUGGGGGAUACAGAGCUCCGUCUGUUCUCCCUCUCCUCUGGGAAACUGGAUCAGGCUGAGAAGGAUCUGCUGGGGGAGUUUGGGGAGGAGAAGAUCGAUGUGCCCAACUGUGGCACCCUGCCAUCUGUACUGAAAUCCAAGCUUGAGAAGAAGGUCAAGGAGAUGAACCAGAGCAGACGCAGGGUGGUAGCCAGGUAUGGUCCUGGGUGUAGAGUGCAGUUGCUGGGCCACGUGAAGGAGGUUCAGGAGCUGAGGGAGGAGAUAGGGGCCUUUCUGAUAGACCAGUCCAGUGUGGAGGAGACAGUGUGUCUCCCUUACCCGGAGAUUGCUGACCACCUACCAGAACUGCUGGAGAUGAUUGGUGUGGAACACACAGGGGUGACCCUCUACCCCUCAGCCUCAGCCAUACACCCCACUGUGGUGCUCUGUGGACCCUCUGUCCGGGUGGCCCAGGUUAGGGACAGGUUGGGUCCCGCUCUGGCCUCCUUGGUCCACCAGACUGUGACCAUAGACCGGCCGGGGGCGCUACGCUACUUCCAGGGCCUGGGAAGAGAGUACCUGGGAGUGGUGGGCCGCUCUCAACACUGCCUCAUCCAGCUGCACAACCAUGGUGGUGUUGCCGGCGAAGCUAGCGCCGGACCAAGACUGGAGGAGAUGGUCACAGCCACCAGCUAUCGCCUUCAGCGGGGGCUCCAGGUUGUGGUGCGUCAAGGUGACAUCACCAAGGAACGGGCGAAUGCGCUGGUGAACGCAGCCAAUGAGGACCUGGAUCACGCUGGUGGCGUGGCUGCAGCUCUAAGCAGUGCGGGGGGGCCUGAGGUACAGCAGGCCAGCAGGGAUCUGGUUAGGCAGAUAGGGAGAGUACCCACAGGUACAGUGGUACAGACUACAGGAGGGAAGCUGCCUUGUAAGAUGCUGCUGCACGCAGUGGGACCAGUAGGUGGCAGCGUAGGUGGGAAUGAGCGUCUUCUGCUGGAGAAGACAGUAAAGGCAGCCCUGGAUCUGGCAGAGACCCUGGAGCUAGAGACCUUGGCCAUGCCCUGCAUCAGCUCGGGGAUAUUCGGUGUUCCUCUGAAGGUGUGCUCUGAGGCCAUAGUCUCUGCAGUGAGGGACUUUGGGAGGGAACAGCACAUCCUUACCAAGGUCACUCUGAUUGAUGUGAGUGGAGAGGCAGUGAGAGCCAUGCAGGAGGCCUGUGAUAGGCUGUUACAGGGGAAGAGGGAGUUUCCUGGGUGGGAGGUAGAGUCCAGCACCACCACUACCACUACACAUGCUCCUCAGAGAGACACCACUGCUGCCUCCGCCAGGGGAACAGCCGCUCCAGAGGUCUGUGUCCAGGUGGAGAUCAUCCAGGGAACCAUAGAGAAACAGCAGGUUGAUGCCCUGGUGUCCCCCAUGGUUGGUAGUGAGCCUCUAUCCUCCCGAGUGGGUAAUGUCUUGUCGGAGGCAGCUGGACCAGGGCUGAUGACAGCAUUUCAGAGGGAAUUAGGGGGACGGACUGCACCUGGUGACAACGUCCUGGUGGAGGGACUGUCUGGUCUCAGCUCUGGCCGUGUCUUCUUCCUCAGCUGUGCACACUGGGACAACAACCUCCACGGACCAGCAGUACAGGCUCUGAGGCAAGGUGUGAGGAGAGUUCUAGCCUCUUGUGAGAUCCGGGGAUUCUGUUCUGUUGCCUUCCCUGUAGUUGGAACUGGUGUGGUUCUCCAGUUUCCUCACAACGUGGUAACGCAGGUUCUGCUAGAAGAGGUCCGUAGGUAUGAACAGAAUCGAGCGAGCAGAACCCCAUUCCUUGUCCGCAUUGUCGUCCAUCCCAAUGACAGAGAUUCUACCAAGGCUUUCCAGACUUCCCAGAGUGCUUUGCAUGUCAGAGGGUUUGUAAUGGAUGCUUCUCCAGAUCAGACCUCCUUCUAUCGCCACGUCUCAACCACUCAGGACGAGGUCUCUGCCACGCUGGGCAGUGUCAAGCUACAGCUGGUCUUUGGCGACAUCAUCCGUGAGACCACUGAUGUCAUCGUCAACACCACAGACUUCUCAGCCAACCAUUCAGGUGUCUCCAAAGCUAUUCUGACUGCUGCAGGUUCCACAGUCCAAGCAGAGUUAGCACAAGGUUGGUUUUACAGCGUUCUAAUACACAAUCCUAUUAACACAAUCACAAACUCAGAGCAAUCCAUUCACACAAGUCAGAAAGUAAUCAUUUGA